This is a messenger RNA of Aspergillus niger, 882 nucleotides long. RefSeq lists its product as uncharacterized. The transcript is spliced from 3 exons. The record is from RefSeq and is a predicted model, not a curated record. Bases 1 to 882 code for a protein of 293 amino acids. NCBI's taxonomy places the organism in Eukaryota, Fungi, Ascomycota, Eurotiomycetes, Eurotiales, Aspergillaceae.
AUGUGGCUAAAAAGCAAAUACAUCGUGGUGGCUCUUCUUGCCGCACCGGCGGCAGCCGUCACACCGAUAUCCAACGAUGAAAUGACCAACUUCCUCAGCCAAGGCGCUGUAGAGCUCGCUACCCGGUAUGCGCCUCUCUGGUUCUUUGGCCAGGCAGUGGAUCAGCCUCCUUGUUAUCCGACCUGGGCUUUCGGAGGCUCACCCAACUCGUCGGACAUAUACGACGCGGCUCACAAAACACCCGCCGCACCGCAGUGCGAGUAUCCAGACGUGGGCUGUGGGUGUCGCAAACCUGGAAUAGCGACAGGGAACCCCGGACCCGCAUUCCCCAUCUACUACACGUUUAAGCAGUGCAAUGAGACCGAAGUUCGGGUGGUGUACAACCUGUUCUAUGAGAAGGACGGAGCCGAGGUGCUGGACCUGAUUGACACGGGCCAUGACUAUGACUGGGAACGAGUCAUCAUCAUCCAUUCAAGAAAUGCGAACAACACCUGGCAGCCCUCUCGUGCACUCCUUUCAGCCCAUAGUGGCUACCAUAAUCUCGCCUGGAGCAGCAUUCAUAGCACUCUGACCACAGAGCAAAUCAACGCCGGAGAUGCUCGAAAGCCCGAUGGAGUCAAGAACAAUGACCACCCAAAGGUGUAUGUGUCGUGGUCGAAGCAUGCACAUUUCGAUACCAUAGAUACUACCUGGCUCGAUCCGCUGAGCCAGUCACUCGAUAAUGCGUUUCGCAGCAACGACUGGUGGCACUUUGUCGACCCGAAGUACUAUAUCCGAUCGGAUAACUCGACCGCAGCUGGAAAAGCCUUCAACAGUACGGAUUGGGGAUCAGCGACGAGUAACCCGCCAUAUGUGCAGGAGAGUGUAUGCUCUGUGCCGUAA